GACCCCUGACCUUAUGGAAUCGAACUCCCUGCGAUCAGCGGCAGAUCUGGCUUGUCCGGACAACAAUAACGUCUUGUUGCUUCCUUCCCCGCCGCUCCAGUCUGGCCGCCGACUCGGAAUGAUCGUGUAAAUAGGAACAGAUUAUAAACCACAACACGGCAAACAUGGCAGAAGGUGGCGACAGCAGACCGCCAUCCACAGACCCCCUGGAGGCUGAGGGGGGUACUGCAACCAUGGACAGUACCAGGGGCAGCGGGCGGCCGCUCCUCAGGAGCAUCAGCGCUUUCACACAGAGGCAGUUCUCACGACCAGCCACACAGAGACAGUAUUCCACUGCUUCAACUACUGUUAGCAGUAAAAAGGAAAAUGGGAGGAGUGGAUUCAGACCCCCCACAGCCACACGUUCCUUCCAGUUUGGCUUCCCUAAGACCCCGCGUAGCAGGAAGCAAUCUACUUACUCUUCAGUGUCAAAUGCAAGCAGAUACAACACACGUAUGUCAGGCUUCCAGUUUGGCUUCCCUAAGACCCCACGUAGCCGGAAAUAUUCCACCUACUCCACCAUGUCAACUGCAAGCAGAAAAUUUGCAGAGGGAACGAAAAGUUUCUUCGGCAUCGGAGAGGACUGUACGCACACACAGAAGAGGUGGUCGCAGCGGAGAGUCCGCCAUGCCAGUCGGCGCUACGGGAAGAUCAAGGAGGAGAGCAUCCAGAGGAUCCUGGAACCCGACCCUACCGCUAUCCCGCUCCCACAGAUUGUCGACCCACUCGCUCUGCCUCAUCGUCAAAGAACGGUCCCCGCUCCGUACGAUGAUAUUGACGGCGCAACAGAUUACACGACGCCGACGACUCCCGGGGCAUGGUCUAGCGCCAGCAGCCUGUGGCGGCGCGCGGCGUUCGGCGCCCUCUCACAGCAGAGGCAGAAAGUGCAGAGGCAGCAGUCGGUUGUGAGCAUGGGGUGGGAUCUGCUUGUGAAGAUGACUUUGCAACAAAAGCGAGAACAGGACGUGGCCAAACCAGCGCCGCUUGUGAACAGCCGCAGUUUCGCACCAGUCAGCAUGGAGGAAGAUGACGACAUUGAUGACCUCGAUUUCUCCUUCUUUGGACGAGAUGCUCACCAGGCUGCUACCUCAUUCUCAGUCUUCCUCUACCUCCAACACAUAGGAGCUCUCAUGUUCUUCCUUCUUCUCAAGGAAGACUUGUACGACGACGAGGUGUUCUUUGACGCCAGCCCGACGCCCCAGGGCACGCUGCAGUACGACGCCGUGCAGCCAGGGCGCACCGGCAUGGCUUCCAACGUGUUCGACAUGGUGGAUGGGGGAGCCGCGCCCGCCGAGUACGAGAUCCGGGCUGGCGACGCGCUGGAUCGUGAGGAGAGGGAAGCGAACGCACGCAUGCUCCCGACGGAUCGUGGGUGGAGAACAGGCAGCAAGAAGAGGAUAGCGCCUCCGCUGCGCGGGCAGGACGUGAUGGCGGCCCGCGCUCCUCGGAGAAGGAACAGGAUCGGAGACCGCGUGCUCCAGAUGGCACUGGACAACUCGGACAGGAGGGAGUACGGGAGAGGGCUGGUGGGGAAAUGGCUGAAGAGGAGCUACAGAAGCAGCAUGGCCAUGAGCAGUGACAUCAAGCAUCAACUAGACACCAUCACAGACUACAGACCGUACUUCACAUACUGGGUCACAUUUGUACAUAUACUGAUCACCAUCAUCGCGUUGGCGGUGUACGGUAUCGCUCCUAUCGGCUUUGCGGAGACCGAGAUGACAGCACUGGUGCGUACGCCCAAGCUUUCACUGGAGAACAUCCCCAAGAUUGAGAAGGACAACUUCUGGAUAGGGCCUAAAGACGAGGACCUUAUACACCUUGGUGCCAAGUACUCGCCGUGUAUGAGGAAAGACCCAAAGAUCGUCCAGCGGGUAGAGGAACAGAGAAGGAUGGAGAAUCUUACUGGCUGCUGCAUCAAGACAGACCAGUCCGGCUGUUACCAGUCUUCUGAGGAGGACUGCUCGAAAACCUUUGCAGAUUUUGUGAGGUGGUCUGAGGACAACCCAGGUCCAGAUGGGAGAAUAUCUGGUGCAGUGUGUGGACAGGACCCCAAGGCUUGCAAGAACCCAGGCUCAGUUGAGCCACACACAUGGGCAGAUGACAUGACCAAGUGGCCGGUGUGUAAGGAGGAGGGUGCAGACAGCCGGCCCCACAUGACAUGUGAGGUGACAGCCCACCCCUGCUGUAUUGGCAUCACAGGCACCUGUGAAAUCACCACCAGGGAGUACUGCGAGUUCAAACAUGGCUUCUUCCACCAGGAGGCCUCGCUUUGCUCACAGGUGUCGUGUAUGGACAGAAUCUGUGGCCUCCUCCCAUUCAUGGACCCGGAGGUUCCUGACCAGUUCUACAGGCUGUGGACAUCACUCUUCUUACAUGCUGGGUUGGUGCACCUGCUGAUGUCGGUGAUCUUCCAGAUGACCAUCCUGCGGGACCUGGAGAAGCUGGCCGGCUGGGGCCGCAUCGCCAUCAUCUACAUCCUGAGCGGCAUCGGAGGCAACCUGGCCAGCGCCGUGUUCCUGCCGUACCAGGCAGAGGUUGGACCUGCAGGUGCCCACUUCGGCGUUAUCGCGUGCCUGUUUGUGGAGGUGUUCCAGAGCUGGCAGAUGCUGCAGGCACCCUGGAGGGCCAUCCUGAAGCUGACCAUCAUCGUCCUGGUGCUCUUUGUCCUGGGCCUCCUGCCGUGGAUCGACAACUUUGCCCACAUCACCGGCUUCAUCUGCGGCAUCCUACUCUCCUUCUCCUUCCUACCCUACAUCACAUUCGGCACGUUCGACAAGAACAGGAAGCGAAUACAGAUCAUCGUGUCCUUCCUUUUGUUUGUGGCCUUCUUCUCCGGACUGGUGGUUCUUUUCUACGUCAGGCCGCUGACAGACUGUAAGGGUUGCGAGUACGUCAACUGUAUCCCGUUUGACAAAACCUUCUGUAAAUACCAAGGUCACGACCUGACCCCUAGAGAAGAGACGACGUGAAGUCAUGCUAAAACCUUAUAGAUAUCAUAUUGAUAGUAACACUGAUGAAACAGUAAGAGUAGAUAUUAUGAAGCAUUGUAAAACUGCUACAGAGGGGCACUAGCUAUGAUUGUAAAAGGACCAGCAUUUUUUCGAUGAAAAUUCAUCUCUUAGCCAAACAAAGGACAACUUGUUCCUUCAUCUUGCUUCUGGGGGAAUGAAUUGCUGAAGACCAUAAAAUGCCAACAUUUCUUGUAAUGUUAAUGACAAAAAGUGUGAAGUAUUAUGCAGGCAAUACCUUUUAUGAUGCUCUUGUUUUCAAGGCUGAAAAGUACUUCUAGGCUGAUACGAAGCCUAAUAGUACAGUAACUGUUGCUACCAUGUUACAGUAUAUUGUAUUGUGCCAUAUGAUGGUGCAUAUAACAUUUUAUAUGCUUUAUCAUUCCAAGAUUUUCUUAGCUACUUUCUACAUAAUGUUGCAUUUAUUCAGGAAAUGUACAGCAGAAAUUUGUGAGCAGUAGAUUUCUCUUCAAAGUGGGUUUGCAUGUGUUUUAACAUACAUGUCUCCAAAAGACUGGGCCAAAUGUCUGGGCACAUGUAAGUUGCAUGCAUAAAUGACCUGUACAAGGAUGCCUUAGUUUCAGAUAUUGAUAUUUAUUCCUAACAGCACAGUGAAGGUGUAAUCAAACAUACCAUAUUAUUUAGUACUCCUGUGCUCAUAAACAUGGUGUCCAUAAUUCAGCAAAGGGCUAGUUCAUUUUGAAUGCUUGAGAGCAGUGAGGAAAAAUUCCUAGCUCUCCUUACACCCUGUGUAGUUUGUAUUGAGUCGCUAUUUUGCCUAUUUGUGAAUAGCCUUUCAGAAUAGUAUAAGGUACUGUUGAGAGGGAGUGCCAUUAUAUUAUAGAAUAUUUAUUGUAUUUAAGAGCUUUUGAACAAUCCAUGGCCAGAGAGCUUUGGUAUUUGGUUUGUCAUUUCUAAAAUGCUCAUAGAAACCAAAUUAAUAGCUUACAAUGUACAAUAGGCCAAACAUAGAUAUUCUUGACAAGGUUUGCCACCAGACUUGCCAUACUUGUAGUCAGUAUAGUAUUGUUCAGCUAGCCUGGUAGCGGUUCAUGCUUAUAGAUUAUUAAGAUCAUGAUUUAUAUGGUUUUAAAGAAAAUCUGAUUCAUGCUUUAGAAGUUUACCAAAGUUAUAAAAAUUAAUCAAGGCUUUCAUUCCUGUGAAACAUUCAUUUUGCAUCAAUGUAAACAUCUACACACAGUAUUAGCCAGUAAGUACAUAUCCUGUUUGUUUUAGAUAUAAGUAUU
Messenger RNA from Branchiostoma belcheri (Belcher's lancelet), 4294 nucleotides. Its product is annotated as inactive rhomboid protein 1-like. Gene Ontology annotation, molecular function: serine-type endopeptidase activity. Gene Ontology annotation, cellular component: endoplasmic reticulum membrane. NCBI's taxonomy places the organism in Eukaryota, Metazoa, Chordata, Leptocardii, Amphioxiformes, Branchiostomatidae. The coding region runs from base 165 to 3008 and encodes 947 amino acids. The record is from RefSeq and is a predicted model, not a curated record. Gene Ontology annotation, biological process: regulation of epidermal growth factor receptor signaling pathway; regulation of protein secretion. The transcript has 19 exons.